AUGUCAAAAUACACGGAUUACUUGAGAAAAUUAUACUACACGCCUGGAAAUCCUGGUGCUUUUGCAGGUCCUGAAAAGCUAUACCAAUCUGUUAAAAACGAUGGAAAACACAAAAUUGGAAGAGAAAAAAUUAGACAAUUUUUGAACAAUGAGGACCCCUACAGUCUGCUUAAACCUAUUCGUAGGUCAUUUCCUCGUUCGAAGGUAGUUGUGGACACGAUUGACUCUAUGUGGGACGGAGAUUUGGCUGAUGUUAGCAACAUUUCUUCUCACAAUGAUGGUUUUCAAUUUUUGUUUGUGUUGAUAGAUAUAUUCAGUCGAUUUUUGUUUGUGGUGCCUUUGAAAAAUAAGCACCAUCAAACCAUUAUUGAUAGUUUGAAAAAAACUUUUCAAACAGGACGAAAACCAAACACAUUAAGAACAGAUAAAGGAAGUGAAUUCAAAAAUCGUUGGGUUAAAGCAUUUCUACAAAAAGAGAAUAUCAGUAACAUAUACACUCAGAAUGAAACAAAAGCAAAUUAUGCUGAAAGAGUUAUUCGAACUAUGAAAAACCUAAUGUAUCGUUAUUUUCUUAAAAAUAGAACUUAUCGGUACUUAGACGUUUUACAAGAUUUAGUCAAAACUUACAAUAAGCGACCUCAUAGAUCUUUGGGUGGAAUAACACCCUCAGAAGUAAACCCUCAAAAUGUCGACGAAAUAAGAUUAUCUGCCUAUCUGGCUGGAAAAAAGAAGAUUCGCUCUGAUUCCAAAAAUAUAGAAAAUCAAAACAAAAUGGUGAAGAGUAAACAGAGAAAAAAGAAAAUGUCAACUUUCAAGUUCAAGAUAGGGGAUAAUGUACGUAUAUCUCAGAUUAAACACCCAUUCCAGAGAGAUUAUCAACAAAAAUGGACGGAAGAAUUCUUUAGAAUAAGUCAGCGUUACAAGAGGGAAGGAAUUUCUGUAUACAAAAUAAACGAUUUAGCAGAUGACCCAAUAGAUGGUACUUUUUAUGAAUCAGAACUUCAAAAAGUUUUCAAGUCGGAUGACAUUCUGUAUAGAGUUGAAAAAGUUCUUAAGAAAAGACAACGUGGAAAAAACACAGAGGUGUACGUCAAGUGGGAGGGUUGGCCUAAAAAAUUUAACUCAUGGAUUUCAGAGAAUUCUCUUGAAAAAAGUAAAUAA
Molecule: messenger RNA, 1161 nt
Organism: Saccostrea echinata
Lineage: Eukaryota; Metazoa; Mollusca; Bivalvia; Ostreida; Ostreidae
Exons: 1
Coding region: 1-1161 (386 amino acids)
Biological process (GO): DNA integration
Molecular function (GO): nucleic acid binding
Source: RefSeq, a predicted model, not a curated record